Molecule: messenger RNA, 2469 nt
Organism: Phyllostomus hastatus (greater spear-nosed bat)
Lineage: Eukaryota; Metazoa; Chordata; Mammalia; Chiroptera; Phyllostomidae
Gene: SLC25A22
Product: solute carrier family 25 member 22
Exons: 10
Coding region: 183-1154 (323 amino acids)
Biological process (GO): malate-aspartate shuttle; aspartate transmembrane transport; L-glutamate transmembrane transport
Molecular function (GO): L-glutamate transmembrane transporter activity; L-aspartate transmembrane transporter activity
Source: RefSeq, a predicted model, not a curated record
UCAGAGAUCCACAGAGAGGGUUCUGCGCCUCCCGUGAGCAGACGGCCCGAGCCUCCCCGGACAGAAGGUGCUUUUGAAAUCCCCAGCGAGUGGCAGACCCCUCUCCCCGCCCUGUCCCACCCUCCUCCUCCACCCGCCCCCGCCGGCCUCUGCUGCCCUCCGGCCUGGGUGCGCCCAGCCACAUGGCCGACAAGCAGAUCAGUCUGCCAGCCAAGCUCAUCAAUGGCGGCAUCGCGGGGCUGAUCGGGGUCACCUGCGUGUUCCCCAUUGACCUGGCCAAGACAAGGCUGCAGAACCAGCAGAAUGGCCAGCGCAUGUACAGCAGCAUGUCCGACUGCCUCAUCAAGACCAUCCGGUCGGAGGGCUACUUCGGCAUGUACCGAGGAGCCGCCGUGAACCUGACCCUUGUCACCCCGGAGAAGGCCAUCAAGCUGGCAGCCAAUGACUUCUUCCGCCAUCAGUUCUCCAAGGACGGGCAGAAGCUGACCCUGUUUAAGGAGAUGCUGGCGGGCUGCGGGGCCGGCACCUGCCAGGUGAUCGUGACCACGCCCAUGGAGAUGCUGAAGAUCCAGCUUCAGGACGCGGGCCGCAUCGCCGCUCAGAAAAAGAUACUGGCUGCCCAGGCUCAGUUCUCCACACAGGGGGGCGCCCCGCCCCCGGUGGAGGCCCCGGCCCCCCCUCGGCCCACGGCCACCCAGCUCACCCGGGACCUGCUCCGGACCCACGGCAUUGCCGGCCUCUACAAGGGCCUGGGGGCCACGCUGCUCAGGGACGUCCCCUUCUCCAUCGUCUACUUCCCCCUGUUCGCCAACCUGAACCAGCUGGGCCAGCCGGCCUCCGGGGAGAAGUCCCCCUUCUACGUGUCCUUCCUGGCGGGCUGUGUGGCUGGGAGUGCGGCCGCUGUGGCCGUCAACCCCUGCGAUGUCGUGAAGACGCGGCUGCAGUCUCUGCAGCGCGGGGUCCACGAAGACACCUACUCGGGGUUCCUGGACUGUGCCAGGAAGAUACUGCGGAACGAGGGCCCCUCGGCCUUCCUGAAGGGAGCCUACUGCCGCGCCCUGGUCAUCGCCCCGCUGUUCGGCAUCGCGCAGGUGGUCUACUUCCUGGGCAUCGCGGAGACCCUGCUGGAGCUGCUGCAGCGCCCCCAGCCCUGAGCCCGGGGCCCCCAGGCCCGCACCAAGCAGGACCAGAGUGGGGCUGAGGCUGGGCCAGCCGCUCCGGACCCAGCCGGGGGAAGUCUCCCUUGCUGCUCCCACACACGGACGGGGAGGUGGGGGAGGGGUGCAGGGCCCACCCCCACGGACCCGAGGGCCCUCCCUGCACAACCACUGGGAUCAAUACGUCAUUUACUUGGAAACCACAGAAAUCUCUACAUUCCUGGAGCCUGUGCGCCCCAGCUCCAGCCUGGCCUGCGCGCCCCAGGGACAGAGCUGGUCUCUGAGCUGGGGGCUCCCAGGCGUGGGCUGGGCAAGAGGGGCCCCCCCUCCAGGCUGCCGGCCCGUCUCCAGGCAUGGCCCCUCAUCCUCAAGGGGGACCCCGCACAAACCUAUUUAUUAACUUGCUGAGCACAAGUGGCUCUGUCCAGCCUCGGUCCGUCCAGCCUCCUCGCUGCUGCCCCUCUCGCCUUGGCCCACCUUGCAGGAGAGUCGGGGCCUCCUGCCCCCCCCCCCCCGUCUUGAGCCAGGAAUCCCAGUCCGACUCCCAGGGAACCCCCACCCCAGGCUGGGGGCCCAGAGCGCCCGCACCUGCAAGUGCGGCGUGGAGCUGGCCGUGGCCUUCAGCUGGCCUGGCUCCUCUGACUGGGGGGGUCGGGGGUGGGGGGGUGGGGGCUGCUGCCCUUCCUUCCCACUGGCCAGGCAGCCUGUGUGUGUGUGUGUGUGUGUGUGUGUGAGUGUGAGUGUGAGCCAGUGCACGUGCACACCCUAGGCUCCCCACUGACCCUGUCCAGAAAUCUGUUUCUCCAGUCCGGCUCCUCGUCUGAGGCCUGCACCCCGGGUCUGACAUUAGGGGAAGGACGAGCAUCAAGACCCCUAUGGAGCCUGGGGCCACCUACUCUGCCUGCAGGGGUGCAUGGCCAGGAGCCGCCCCUCCAGGGUCCACGCCGCUCUCGGGGCCUCUGCACAGAGCCCCUGACCACACUCCGCCCUCCGGAUCUGCAGGCCCAUCCGUGUGAACCGCGGCAGGCUCCGGCCGCCGCCGCGCCGCCCCCGCCACGUGAUCGUGUUGGUGACUGGUCCUGACGUGCUGGUGCUGUGUCCCGGUCCCCGGCCUCCGCGAGGAGGCCCCUUCCCAGCGACACUACCUGGGGCUAAGGCCUAGCCCCGAGCUCACGGUUGUCCCCAUCCCAUCUGUACCCUGGAAGCUGCUGCUGCUGCUUACAGAUUUAUAUUUUUUUCCUUUGGAGGAGUGUGAAGAAGUGACUUUUUGUGUCUUGUCGUGUAAGAAGAUAAAUAAAUAUUCUAAGUAGAA